Messenger RNA from Lampris incognitus (smalleye Pacific opah), 1030 nucleotides. It is a transcript of the gene fam72a, whose product is annotated as family with sequence similarity 72 member A. The record is from RefSeq and is a predicted model, not a curated record. Lineage: Eukaryota; Metazoa; Chordata; Actinopteri; Lampriformes; Lampridae. Gene Ontology annotation, cellular component: cytosol. The coding region runs from base 370 to 819 and encodes 149 amino acids. The transcript has 4 exons.
UAGCUACUGUUUUGCCAGCCCCUUGGCCCGAAAACGGACUGCUUAGCCGCGAACGUGGUUUAUUUGUUAGUUAAUACGGAUAACCGAGAGCCGUCUGAUAUUAAAUGUGCCACGGAAACCGUCGUUUUGUCCGCCUGGUUAUCCAAAAAAAGCUAGGUUAGCUGCCUGACGUUAUUUUCAGCAGAAAGAGGCUAGCACAAAGACACAUUAGCAACGUCCGCUACCUUAAAUGGAUGCUUUUAAUCUGCCAAGUGAGUUAAAAUUGGUAGUACCAUAUUGAGCUUUUUUUUUUCUUCCCUGAUUGACGGUCUGGGAUACCCAACGUCGAGAAGAGAGCUGGGGAGAGCAUAACUUCUUAGUAGGACAGACAUGUCUACGUCUAACGCCAAUUUCAAAAACAAGUGUGUUGCUCAAGUCAGCUGCAUAUUCUGUGAUAGUCUGCUCUGCACGAGGGGCAUGAAGGCUGUGCUCCUCGCAGACACGGAGAUCGAGCUAUUUUCAACCGACAUACCCCCCAACAGGACUGUUGACUUUGUGGCCAGCUGCUACUCUACUGAAAGCUGCAAAUGCAAACUAAGAGACAUUGCCUGUCUCAAGUGUGGUAAUGUUGUGGGCUAUCAUGUUGUGGCCCCCUGUAAACCCUGCCUGCUGUCCUGUAACAAUGGCCACUUCUGGAUGUUCAAUAGCGAUGCUGUGUCUACCCUCAACAGAUUGGAUUCAACAGGUCUGAAUCUGCUGUUGUGGGGAGAUCUUCCUGAGUUGGACGACAGUGAGAAUGAAGAAUCAGAAAGUCUCUCAGAGGAGGAGUGUAUCAGGUAGAGAGGUAGAUGGACAAAAUGGAGAGAGCCAGGUAGUCAUCAUUUGAGAGCUAGAAGAGGAGUGGAGAACAAUGAGAGAACAAGAGAGGCCUUGAUCACCAUGACUGUAUGGUUUCCUGUUAUUUUUCACUGUAUAAAGCACAAACAUACUCUACACUGUUUUCUCUCUUUUUCAAAAACAUCUGAGGGCUAUCACCGAAAAGGACUGAACA